Ilex paraguariensis (yerba mate) is the source of this 3476-nucleotide messenger RNA. Lineage: Eukaryota; Viridiplantae; Streptophyta; Magnoliopsida; Aquifoliales; Aquifoliaceae. The record is from the annotation of a GenBank genome assembly.
GAGAAAGUUAGACAGAGGGAGAGUUUGGUUACAGUUACAAAGUUUGAUCUCAAUAUAUUAAUUGAUGAUCAGGAAGAUAAAAAUGAAGAUGAAAGCCCAAAGUCAAUUUUGGCCAUCCACACCACCCCAUUACGUAGACCCAUAUUUGUAAGUUGGUCGGUCUCUUCGUUCUUAUCCUUAUAUCCCAUUACCACCACCUUCCUUGUACAGAAAAGUGUUUCCAUGUAUGAUUGUUUAUGAGAAUUCAAUGUAGAAAUUGUUGUAUUUAUACUAUGAAAGCAUUCAUGAUUAGUUUGUAAUACCCACCGAUAAUAAUAGCAGUUUAUCACCAGAAAACAAGCGCACCCUUUAAGCCAAAUCUUCAUUUUCAUAGCUAGUUGUGGAGUGUUUUUGCUUCAUUCCUUGGAUUUUUGUUUAUAAACACACGAUUUGUUUUCUGGGUUUUUGUCAUUAUGUUGUCGAGAUCUUGUUUCAAUCUGCUAAACCUCGAAGAUUAUUCGUGUGUUGAUCGGACUCGGAUACCGAGAGUUGUGACAGUACCGGGGAUAUUAUCGGAGUUUGAUGGCUCUUAUUACGACGAGGUUGAUGAUAAAAUUUCGGAAAUAGCCCAGUCUGACGUUGUCUCGUCAGUCAGUCAAGAACGCAGAAUCAUUGUAGCCAACCAAUUGCCAAUUAAGACUUCUUGCGAUCCAGAAACCAGGAAAUGGUGCUUUGAAUUGGACGAGGAUGCUUUGGUUUUGCAACUCAAAGAUGGGUUUCCAGCGGAGGUGGAAGUCAUCUAUGUUGGGUGUUUAAAGGCGGAGAUUGCCCCAUCGGAACAAGAAGAAGUGGCGCAGUUGUUGCUAGAUAAAUUUAGGUGCGUACCCACUUUUCUGCCGUUAGAGUUAUUGAACAAAUUCUAUCAUGGAUUUUGUAAGCAUUACCUUUGGCCUUUGUUUCACUACAUGUUGCCUGUGACCCCAAACCAUGGAGUCCGGUUUGAUCGGGCUAUGUGGCAGGCCUAUGUAUCAGCAAACAAGAUUUUUGCUGAUAAGGUAAUGGAGGUGAUCAACCCUGAUGAAGAUUAUGUUUGGAUACAUGAUUACCACCUCAUGGUAUUGCCAACUUUCUUGAGGAGAAGAUUUCAAAGAGUUAGGCUCGGGUUUUUCUUGCAUAGUCUCUUUCCAUCAUCUGAAAUAUAUCGGACAUUACCGGUGAGGGAAGAGAUUUUGAGGGCCUUAUUGAAUUGUGAUCUUAUUGGUUUCCAAACAUUUGAUUAUGCAAGGCAUUUCUUAUCAUGUUGCAGUAGAAUGCUGGGAUUAGAUUACCAAUCCAAAAGGGGGUACAUUGGUCUAGAUUAUUAUGGUAGAACUGUGAGUAUUAAGAUCCUCCCGGUUGGUAUUCAUAUGGGUCAGCUUGAAUAUGUUAAGUCUUUGCCGGACACCACAAAGAAGGCUCAAGAAUUGAAGGAAAAGUAUGAGGGGAAAAUUGUGAUGCUAGGUGUUGAUGAUACAGAUAUGUUUAAAGGUAUUAGUUUGAAGUUUCUAGCAAUGGGGCAGCUUUUAGAAGAGCACCCUCAAUUCAGGGGAAUAGUAGUUUUGGUCCAAAUUAUGAACCCUGCGAGGAGUUCAGGUAAUGAUAUCCAAGAGGUUCAAAAUGAGAUCAACAAGGUUGCAGGUGAAAUUAAUCAGAAAUAUGGUAAACCUGGGUAUGAGCCGAUUGUUUGUGUCAAUGGACCAGUUACAACCCAAGACAAAGUUGCAUACCAAGCCAUAUCCGAAUGUUGUGUGGUGAAUGCUGUGAGGGAUGGUAUGAAUUUGGUGCCUUACAAAUAUACAGUUUCCAGGCAGGGUAGCCCUGAUAUGGAUAAGGCCUUGGGCCUUUACGGGUCCGAAACACAUAGGAAGAGUGUUAUUAUUGUUUCAGAAUUCAUUGGAUGCUCUCCAUCUCUCAGUGGGGCAAUUCGGGUUAAUCCUUGGAACAUUGAUUGUGUAGCAGAUGCCAUGAAUUUGGCAAUCACAAUGCCCGAGGCAGAGAAACAAAUGCGCCAUGAGAAGCACUAUAAAUAUGUUAGUUCUCAUGAUGUCUCUUAUUGGGCGAGGAGUUUUGACCAGGACCUUGAGAGAGCUUGUAGAGAACAUUACUUCAAGAGAUGUUGGGGCAUCGGAUUUGGCUUGGGUUUCAGGGUUGUCGCUUUGGGUCCUAAUUUCCGGAAGCUCUCGGUGGAACACAUUGUUGCUUCUUAUAAUAAGACUAACAGCCGGCUUAUCCUUCUGGACUAUGAUGGUACCAUGACACCGCAAGGCCAGGUGGACAAAACUCCUAGCAAUGAAGUUAUUUCAGUCUUGAAUGGUUUGUGCAGUGAUCCCAACAAUGUCGUUUUUAUAGUGAGUGGCAGAGGAAAGGAUUCUCUGAGCAAGUGGUUUUCUCCAUGUGAAAGACUUGGUCUAUCUGUAGAACAUGGUUACUUAACUAGGUGGACUAAGCAUUCCCCAUGGGAGUCCUGCAUGUUAGCAAUAGAUGCCGACUGGCAAAAGAUAGCGCUACCCGUAAUGGAGCAUUAUACAGAGGCAACAGAUGGCUCUUUCAUAGAGCAGAAGGAAAGUGCCAUAGUUUGGCACCAUCAAGAAGCUGACCCUGACUUUGGUGCAUGGCAAGCAAAAGAGCUUCUUGAUCACCUGGAGAAUGUGCUUGCUAAUGAGCCUGUAGUUGUUAAAAGAGGCCAGCACAUUGUUGAAGUCAAACCACAGGGUGUGAGCAAAGGGGUAGUGGUGGAGAGUCUCAUUUCAAAUAUGCAGAGGAGGGGGAAGUCGCCUGAUUUUGUGUUGUGCAUAGGGGAUGAUCGUUCAGAUGAAGACAUGUUCGAGAGCAUUGCAAGUUCGGUUGUCAACCCGUCCUUGCCGGCCAUAGCAGAAGUAUUCGCGUGCACCGUUGGUCAGAAACCAAGUAUGGCAAAAUACUACCUUGAUGAUACCAUCGAAGUCAUGAAGAUGCUUCAAGGCCUUGCAGCAGCAUCAUCACAAAAACCAAAGUCUACACAUUUCCAGGUCUCGUUCGAAGGGUCUCUAUAAUUCAAGUCUCUGCUGUUCUAUGUGAGCAUUAGGCAUGCGUCUUUAUGUUCAAAGGGGAAAGCAUAGUCUAGAGCUAUCGCGAAAUACAGCCUUGUACAGAACACACUUACAUUUACAGGUUCCUUUGAAGUUCUAUGACUGCCUACUUGCUUCAUUGUGAUGUCCAAUAAUGAAUCUGGUAUGGAUAAGGCAUAUGUACACAGACCCUUUGAUAUUUCCAUGCAAAUGUACAGCAUUUGUUGUUUCGUCAUUGAACUGCAGUUACAGAGCGUCGGAAACAUAAACAACAGUAGUAAAAUAUAUUGAGAGAGAGAUAGAGAGAGGGAUUGUUGAGGUAUUAUGAAAAUGACAGUUUGGUUGAAUUGGAGAUACAGUUUGCUCUUUGUAUCUCCUUUGUGCUGAAAGUAAAGGUCCCAUAUCAGUAAC